AUGGCAUACAACAAUUACCAACAAGCUCCCUUUUGGGAUUUUGUACGAUCGUUUGAUCAAAGCGGAGCAGGUGUUGACCACCCAGCUGCUGGUCAUCCCUUCGGUGCCUCUCCACAACCAUCUCAACCAUUUACUGGCUUCGACUUCGGUGGUCCAGGAUUUGGUCGAGGUGGAUGGGGCGGUCCAUGGGGCGGUCGUGGUGGACAUCGAGGACGACACGGUCAUCGAGGUGACGGGUCCCACGAGCGAAGACGAUCUCACGGAUCUAGAAGCCCAUCACCAAACGGCGAGCAUCCAGAAGGUGAGCACAGAGAAGCAAGAGAAGCAAGACAAGCCUCUCCCGGCAGACGUGGUCGUCGAGGCUGCGGUCGACAUGGUAGAGGAGGACACGAACACAGACGAGGGGGAUGGGGAGGUCAUGGCGGAAGAGGAAUGCCUCCAUUCGGUGGCUAUGGACCUGGAGGGUUCGAUAUGAAUGCUCUCAUGGCUUCGUUGUCUCAACAUCCAUUGGCACAGGCAUUCCGCAACUACGCUGAACAGGCAGGUGCAUUUGGAGCUGCCGGCCCACAACGAUCAGGAGAGGUUCUGGUUCCUGAAGAUACCAACAGCGAAGACAGCUUCGUGCCUCCAAUUGAUAUUUUCUCCACUGAGAGAGCAUACGUUCUUCAUGUUGCUCUCCCAGGUGCCCGCAAAGAAGACGUGGGAGUCAAUUGGGAUGAGGAGAAGGGAGUUUUGAACUUGGCAGGUGUGGUAUAUCGAAAGGGCGACGAGGCCUUCCUACAAACAUUGACCCAGGGCGAGAGAAAAGUUGGUAUGUUCGAUCGCACUGUCAAACUUCCUCCUGGAGAUGGGGAGAAGGAAGAGGUCGAUGGCGACAACAUCACUGCCAAGUUGGAGGAUGGAGUACUUGUCGUCACCGUCCCUAAAGCUGAGAAGGAAUGGACCGAGGUUAAGAGAGUUGAUAUCGAGGGAGUGUCAACGGAGAAGGUGCAUUAUGCUGGCGUUAGUGCGUUGGAUUGA
Molecule: messenger RNA, 1020 nt
Organism: Hymenoscyphus albidus
Lineage: Eukaryota; Fungi; Ascomycota; Leotiomycetes; Helotiales; Helotiaceae
Source: the annotation of a GenBank genome assembly